This is a messenger RNA of Dromiciops gliroides (monito del monte), 2044 nucleotides long. It is a transcript of the gene IL11RA, whose product is annotated as interleukin 11 receptor subunit alpha. Gene Ontology annotation, molecular function: cytokine receptor activity; protein binding. NCBI's taxonomy places the organism in Eukaryota, Metazoa, Chordata, Mammalia, Microbiotheria, Microbiotheriidae. Bases 135 to 1448 code for a protein of 437 amino acids. The record is from RefSeq and is a predicted model, not a curated record. The transcript has 13 exons. Gene Ontology annotation, cellular component: membrane; external side of plasma membrane. Gene Ontology annotation, biological process: cytokine-mediated signaling pathway.
CCCCUCACCCCCAUUCCCUAACUCCGCCGGGACCCGAGGGCAAGAGCCGGCCCCGCUCUGCCCCGGGGGGCGGGGGGCCCGGAGGCUGUGGAGCAGAGGAGGGAGCGGGCGGGCUGGCGGCGCGGCCGCGUAAGAUGAGCAGAAGUUGCUCUGGGCUGGGCAGGGUCCUGGUGAUUGUGGCUGCAGCCCUAGUGUCUGUCUCCUCUGCUGGCCCUGAGGCCUGGGGUCCCCCAGGGGUCCAGUACGGGCAGCUUGGAGACACCAUUGUGCUUUUGUGUCCAGGAGUGACUCCCGGGACGCUGGUUUCCUGGCACCGUGCUGAUGGCCAUGCAGUCCUGGGGACAGCAAGGUCAGAGUUAGGAUUGCGACAGCGGGAAUUGGUCCUGGAGCGGGUGAAUAGUAAAGAUGAGGGCACCUACAUCUGUCAGCCCCAGGAUGGGGGAAACAGAGGCUCUGUGACUCUCCAACUAGGCUACCCCCCAUCUCGUCCCAUGGUUUCCUGCCGGGCAUCAGACUAUGAGAAUUUCUCCUGUUCCUGGAGUCCUAGCCGGGUCAGUGGCCUCCCAACACGAUAUGUUGCCUCCUACAGGAAGAAAAUCAUCCUUGGAACAGAAAGAGGAAGGCCAGCGCUGUCUGCAGAUCCCUGGCCAUGCUUGCCGGAACUUCCUGGGGCUACCCGGUGUGUGGUCCAUGGCUCUGAGUUCUGGAGCCAAUAUCGGAUUAAUGUGACUGAGGUGAACCCCCUGGGGGCCAAUGCCCGCCUACUGGAUGUGAGCAUGCAGAGCAUCUUAAGACCAGACCCACCCCAGGGACUUCGAGUGGAACCGAUUCCAGGGGCUCCCCGACGUCUCCUGGUCAGCUGGGCCUAUCCAGACUCCUGGCCCCUCCAACCCCACUUUCUGCUCAAGUUCCGACUGCAAUACCGCCCCGUGCGUCACCUGACCUGGUCCAUGGUAGAGCCGGCUGGGCUCGAGGAGGUCAUCACCGAUGCUGUGGCUGGACUGCCUCAUGUUGUUCGAGUUAGUGCCCGAGACUUCCUUGACGCUGGCACUUGGAGUGACUGGAGUGAGGAGGCCUGGGGGACCCCGAGUCCUGCACUGGCUGCCUUUGGCCCGAGCACCAGACCCAGCCAGAAGCCCGAGGAGAUGCAGACACAGCCACAGGUGCAGGUGCAGGCACAGACCGAGAUGAAGCCAGAGAGACGUGUUCUUCCGGGGCCUUCCCAGCAGCCUGACUCUCAGCCACUAAUGGACCACAGGGAUCCCCUGGAGCAGGUGGCUGUGGUAGCAUCUCUGGGUGUCUUCUCUUUUGUGGGGCUGGCAGCGGGGGCCCUCGCACUCCUACUCUGGCUGAGGCUGAGAGGAAACAGAAAAGGGGCUGCCCCAAAGCCUGGAUUCUUGGCUCCUAUGGUGCAAGUGAAGACCAUGCCUGUGGCUCAGAUCCUGUAGUGAACCUUGAAGGAUCCUCAUUCCUAGUAGGAUCUUUACGGUCAGCAGCAGUGUGGAAAAGGCAGCUGGAGUUUCUGGAAGGACAGUUGACCCCCGCCUCCAACUCCACUGUCUUGAGGGGCUAUUGUUUAUGGUCCAUUUUUGUGGGACUCACCAGUAUCCCUAAUAUUUGCUAUUCAAUGAGUGGGUGAACAACUCCUUAGUCAUGGGGCUUGUGCACCAUCCUCCCUUUCUCACCCCAACCCUGGCUCUGAGUAAGGGGAACAGACUUCCCUCCCAAAAAUCUGGGCCCAUAAGGGAAAUUACACACCUGAGUCAGGGUGACGUGUGUUUGUAUCUAUGUACGUGUGGGAAAUGUCUGUGUGUGUGUUUGCGUGUCUAUGUGUAGGACACCCGAUAUGAAUCUGGUGGCUAGCAUGGGCUUUCUGAAGACUACACACCUGUGGCUGAUUAGACACAUACCUGUAUAAGUCUCCUAACUCUGGGUUUGUAUAUGGCCACCAGUGCAUGUUGGUGGGAAAGGGAGCCUGGAGGAGGAUAGGGCAUCUUUUGCCUUGUAUCUAUGUGAAUAAAGGGGAAUCAGGAGUUCUUUGUCA